This is a messenger RNA of Musca vetustissima, 827 nucleotides long. Its product is annotated as juvenile hormone epoxide hydrolase 1-like. Gene Ontology annotation, biological process: epoxide metabolic process. The coding region runs from base 54 to 827 and encodes 257 amino acids. NCBI's taxonomy places the organism in Eukaryota, Metazoa, Arthropoda, Insecta, Diptera, Muscidae. The record is from RefSeq and is a predicted model, not a curated record. Gene Ontology annotation, molecular function: epoxide hydrolase activity. The transcript has a single exon.
UUUAUUUUUAGGGCACCUCAAAACGUGGUCUUGGCCCAGCACAAAUUGCAGUCAUGAUGAGAAAUCUAAUGUUACGUCUGGGAUAUAAGAAAUUCUUUAUUCAAGGCACUGAUUGGGGUUCUAUAAUCGGGUCACACAUUGCCACACUAUUCCCUGAAAAUGUUCUUGGCUACCACUCUAACAUGUGUACCGUCUCGAGUCCCAAAUCAAUGAUUAAAGGUCUAAUAGCUGGUUCUUUCCCUGGCAUCUUUGCACCUAAAGGAUAUGAAGACUUCUUUUCUCCGGUAUCGGAAAAAAUACACUUUCUCCUAGAAGAAACAGGUUAUGCUCAUUUACAUUCAACAAAACCCGAUACAAUUGGUACCGCCUUACAUGACAAUCCAGUUGGUUUAGCGGCCUAUAUACUUGAAAAAUUCUCAACAUGGACAAAUGCUACCUAUCGUCAUCUGCCCGAUGGCGGACUUAAGAAACGUUAUAAAUUGGAUGCCCUACUGGAUAAUGUUAUGAUUUAUUAUCUAACAAACUCGAUUACGACAUCGAUGCGCAUUUACAAAGAAGCAGUAACGGAGGAACAACGGGCUCUAAAACUGGAUCGUGUUCCCACGAAUGUACCGACAGCAUGUGCCCGCUUCAAAAACGAAAUGAUGCAUUUCAUGGAUCUGCAGCUGAAGGAUAAAUAUAAAAAUUUAAUACAAAGUACCUACUACAAGGAGGGUGGUCAUUUUGCUGCCAUGGAAGUGUCUGAUAUUGUCUAUAAAGAUUUUAUAGAAUUUGUUAAAAAAGUAGAAAAAAUUAAGAAAAUUACUGGAUACAAAAGAGAAUUGUAA